AUGGGAACAAUGCACCGAAGUGGUGCUCCUCGAAGAACAAACGAAAACGCAAAGGUUAUAAUCACAACGAUCCUGGGAAUAGUGUUUGGGACUUUCAUUGGCAUCACAUUACCCUCAGUUUCUUUUAAGAUUAACUUACCUUCGGCCCUUAUAUCAUCUCUUGAUGUAGCCAUAUCAGAUGGGAAACUGUUAUCUGGUGGUGACAAAUCUCCUGAAGAUUUUGGUUCAAGAAAAUUCCCUGAGAUAUAUGUUCCGACCAACCCGCGCGGUGCGGAACUACUACCUCCUGGAAUUGUUGUGGCGAAAACUGAUUUUUACUUGCGGAGAUUAUGGGGAGAACCUAAUGAAGAUUUGAAGAAGAAGCCGAAGUAUCUUGUGACAUUUACAGUUGGGUUUGAGCAGAGGAACCAUAUUAACUCAGUUGUUAAGAAGUUUUCUGAAGAUUUUCAAAUUCUGCUCUUCCAUUAUGAUGGCCGGACAACUGAAUGGGACCAAUUUGAGUGGUCGAAGAGCGCGAUUCAUAUUAGUACAAGAAAGCAAACGAAAUGGUGGUACGCAAAGAGAUUUCUGCAUCCUGAUGUCGUGUCAGCUUACGAGUACAUAUUUAUAUGGGAUGAAGAUCUUGAUGUGGCGCACUUCAAUGCGGAUAAGUACAUUCAGUUAGUUAAGAAGCAUGGUUUAGAGAUUUCUCAACCAGGUUUAGAGCCUAACAAUGGACUCACAUGGGAAAUGACAAAGAGACGAGGUGACCGAGAGGUCCACAAAGAUACUCAAGAAAAACCAGGAUGGUGUAGUGACCCACAUUUACCUCCUUGCGCUGCGUUUGUUGAAAUAAUGGCGCCUGUGUUUUCUCGAGAAGCAUGGCGAUGUGUGUGGCAUAUGAUUCAAAACGAUCUUGUUCAUGGAUGGGGUCUCGACUUUGCUCUCAGAAGAUGUGUUGAACCUGCUCAUGAGAAGAUUGGUGUUGUGGAUUCGCAAUGGAUAAUACAUAAAGUGAUACCUUCGCUUGGAAGUCAAGGUAAGUCAGAGAAUGGGAAAGCUCCGUGGCAAGGAGUGAGAGAGAGAUGCAAAAAAGAAUGGACAAUGUUUCAGAAUCGAUUAGCUGAAGCUGAUAAAGAGUAUCUUGGGAGGAUGGUAAAAGGGUAA
This is a messenger RNA of Thlaspi arvense, 1146 nucleotides long. Lineage: Eukaryota; Viridiplantae; Streptophyta; Magnoliopsida; Brassicales; Brassicaceae. The record is from the annotation of a GenBank genome assembly.